This is a messenger RNA of Cuscuta epithymum, 1582 nucleotides long. Lineage: Eukaryota; Viridiplantae; Streptophyta; Magnoliopsida; Solanales; Convolvulaceae. The record is from the annotation of a GenBank genome assembly.
GUGAAUUUUAUCUUGAACCGUUGAGCCAAUGACAAUUCGGCUUCCACAAGGCUCAAGCGAUCAAGACCUGAUUGGACCGAUAUCCAAACCCUUAAACUUGAAUUGUCAAUAACCCACCGACCACCGUCACUCUUCGCAGCGCGCGGUCAACUCAUUGGCGCCAAACAAGAUGUACUUCUCCGGCUAAUUCCGGCCGGCGCAAUGGGGAGAAAGAAGUCUCACAAGAAAUCACCGCCGAAGACUCAACAAGCAUCGAUGAUGACUUCUUCCGCCUCAAUUUUUCAUCUCAAUUACAGGAAAACUUCCCUAACUGUUAUGGUAAUUCUCGCAAUAUGUUUGAUAGCUCUGUUAAGCACUUCGUCCAGCAAAGAACGUGUAUUUGGACCGUCUGAUCUUUCAUCACCCAAUCAGUUGUACACCGGCGAAGUCAUCAAUGAGUUCCCUCAUGAUCCCAACGCAUUUACUCAGGGCCUUGUAUAUGCUGAAAAUGAUACCUUAUUUGAAUCAACUGGACUUAAUGGACAUUCAUCACUUAGGAGAGUCUCUCUUUCGACCGGUGAGGUAGAAGCUAUACGUGAAAUGCAGCAUUCUGAUUUUGGGGAGGGCUUAACACUACUUGAUGACAGGUUGUUUCAAGUAACUUGGCUGCACAAUACUGGUUAUAUAUAUGACCGACACAAUAUAAGCAAAUCUGAGGGGUUUACUCAUGAAAUGCAAGAUGGUUGGGGAUUGGCUACUGAUGGAGAAGUUUUAUACGGAAGUGAUGGAACUUCAACAUUGUAUCAAAUUGAUCCGCAUACUAUGAAAGUGAUAAGAAAACAUACAGUUGAAUAUCAAGGACACAAAGUGCCAUAUAUCAAUGAGCUUGAGUAUGUAAAUGGUGAAGUUUGGGCUAAUGUGUGGAUGACUGAUUGUGUUGCUAGAAUCUCCCCAAAAGAUGGCAUGGUGCUGGGAUGGAUUCUCCUUCCCAAUUUAAGAGAAGGAUUAUUAGCAAGUGGGCACACAAAUAUUGAUGUAUUGAAUGGCAUAGCGUGGGAUGCAGAUAGAAGACGAAUUUUUGUGACUGGUAAACUAUGGCCAAAACUUUAUGAGAUCAAGGUGCACCCAUUGAAGACCCCAUUCCAGGGAGAUAUCAAGAUGAUGUGCAUUCCAUCAAGAGUCCAUUUUUGACUGUCAUGUAUAUCCAUAAUUGAGCUUUGAAGCCAUUAAUGGAGCUUCAAGUUUGCUGAGGUACAGGAAGGGGGCAUUCAUACAUAUGGAGGGAAACCUAUUUAUAGGAAAAGGAGAAGGUUCAAUCUUACCCUAAUGGGUCAAAUGGGCCGAAAAGGGCCUCACUAAUCGGGCUUUGUACGGGUUAGUGUAUCAGCUUCCAGAACACUAGUAAGCCAGAUUCAAUAUCCCUGCUUUCUUCCUCCUAGGCGUCAUCGUCCUACAACUCUUUGUAAAUCUUGGGAAUGGUUUCUUUAUUUAUAAUCCGCCUUUGGUGUUGCGACAAGAGUUGUACCAUUUGUUCGUUGGACAUGACAUAUCUAGGGUCAUAAUUAACCUCCCAAGUCCCAAUUAUCACGGAUUUGUGACGAAG